Molecule: messenger RNA, 1141 nt
Organism: Mucor mucedo
Lineage: Eukaryota; Fungi; Mucoromycota; Mucoromycetes; Mucorales; Mucoraceae
Exons: 1
Source: RefSeq, a predicted model, not a curated record
AAAUUACAACAAACUCGUUUGAUUCCAAUGUUAAUUGUACGCGGUGACCCUACUUGUCCCAUGACAAUCUCACGCUUGAGGUAUGAAAAGGAACCAUGGUGGUUUUUUCUUCUUGUUGGACACAGUGGUAUAGUACCAUCAACGCCGCCACCAACGCCAACAGUUUCAGCACUACCAGCAUCACUACCAACGCCAACAGCGCCACCACCACCACCACCACUACCACCACAAGAAAAUGAAGGCAGUGAUUUAAGCAGAAAAAGCAGCUCUUUGUCAUCUGUUAUCUUACUUGGUUCGGUUGCCCCUUCCCACAGGGCUAUAUUAGACUUUUUGAAGGAAAUAAUGCCCUUGGAUCCCAUCCAAGACAUUACGACAGAAACCUUCCUUACCGAAGAAGCAAUAUCUACUCUUGUCGUGACCUAUCUCCCAGAUGGCGCAGUCAAGAAAAGUCAACUUGCUGAGUGGAUGGCGAAAGAUGGUGCGUGGGGUGUGACGAAGAAGAGGGGCACAUCGGAUGGAAGAAUACAAGGCCGUCAGUACAAUCUGGUGAAGGAGUCCUUUCGUGACUACAGAUGGGAAGACUUUUCAAACGUUCACCAAUUCCGUAGGCAUGUAAAGGUCACAAAGGAUACCAUUAUGACAAUCGGCUACAUCAGGCGAAGCAACACCACGGACUGUCUCGGUUCAAAAUUAAAAUCUUUGCAACUACAGUCCGUGAAACUCAUGAAGAAAUUGCUUUGUGAGAAAGUCUUUGGGUCUCUAAACACUUCGUCAAGUUCUGACAUCAUUUCAAGGGACUACAAUGAUGACAAGAAAUGGCUUGACGAAGUUACAAACUGCAUAGGAAACACCCAAGACAUGAUCGACGAAUUGAACAUCUGUUCAAGGAAGAUUCGUUUGGUCACAAUCGACUUUGCUGGCCUUUGUACUAAUCCUGAUUUUUUGCGUCGUUUUUUCAAGGCUAACAAGAUUGUUGUGGAAUUAGUCGUAGAUUUAGGUCAUAAAGUUGAUAUGAUCAAUCAUCGACAGUUAUUCAAAGAGGUUGAUACCGUAUCAGUGUUCAAUUGCUGUAAAUCGUGCACAACAAGAUCACUGUAAGAAAAAAAUAAAAAAAAUAACGCAAUCCGUGGCGCUACACCAG